AGCUGCUGCACGUUGACAUUGGGAUCGGGUUGUAUCUCGUGUGAGCGGGUGAAUUGAAUUGCUGUCACUAAUUAUUUGAAGAAAGCAAGCAAGAAGAGUGCAGGACUUGAGGAUGGGUGGCUCAGUGUCCAGUCCUGCUGCCAGUGUGAAAGCAGAUGCUCAGUUUGGCAGCAGCGUGCCACCACAGGGCUGUCCAAUGCACCAGGCACGCCAGGAAACUUCUCCUCCAUCUGAGUGCCCCAUGCAUCAGGCUGAGUCUCAGACCGCAGUUCCUGCAGGACCAGCGCACCAGCUGAGGGCCUACGACUUUGUGCAGUGCCCCAUGAAGGCUGCGAAUGAAACGUCUGACAUUGAUCCAACAAAUAUGAUGCCACCACCAAACCAACAGCCAGCUCCUGACCAGCCUUUCCCCUUGCCAGUUAACAGAGAGGAAGCCACCAUUCCUAGAUUUGGGACUGAUAAAAACUGGGUCUAUCCCUCAGAACAAAUGUUCUGGAAUGCCAUGUUGAGAAAGGGGUGGCGUUGGAAGGAUGACAGUCUUUCCCCAGAAGACAUGACUAAUAUCAUCAAAAUCCACAACCGCAACAAUGAACAGGCCUGGGAGGAGAUCCUAAAGUGGGAGGCACUGCAUGCUCAUGAAUGUCCAUGUGGCCCAACUUUGAAGCGGUUUGGUGGUAAAGCAAAGGAGUUUUCACCUAGAGCCAGGAUACGUCAUUGGAUGGGAUACGAACUACCCUUCGACCGGCAUGACUGGAUCGUGGACCGUUGUGGAAAAGAGGUCCGGUACGUGAUUGAUUAUUAUGAAGGAGAGCUUGACAAAAACACGUACCAGUUCUCUGUCUUGGACGUGCGUCCUGCGUUUGACUCUCUCAAUGCAGUGUGGGACAGAGUAAAGGUGGCCUGGUGGCGAUGGACAUCUUAAACUCCUGAAAAGCUUGCAAGGACACUUCUCCUAUAUCAAGAUGUAAAUAAAAAUUGAAUGGUGAAAUAGCAAUGUAUGUUAAAGUAUUCUGCACACUGAUCACCAUGUGGGGGAGUAACGUAGACUUGUGUGCAGAUGUGUUUUAGAGAUGUGACUGAGAUUUCAGUUCUGAUCAGUGGCAGGAUACCAUACAGUUAGGCUCAAAAAUAUUUGGACAGUGACACAAGUUUUGUUAUUUUAGCUGUUUACGAAAACAUAUUCAGGAUACAAUUAUAUAAUCAAUAUGGGCUUAAAGUGCAGACUCUCAGCUGUAAUUUGAGAGUAUUCACAUCCAAUUUGGAGCAAGGGUUUAGGAAUUACAGCUCUUUAAUACAUAGCCGCCUCUUUUUCAAGGGACCAAAAGUAAUUGGACAAUUGACUCAGAAGGCUGCAAAAAAAAAAUAACAAGGCUGCAUGGGCUCUUCCCUCGUUAACCUGUCAUCAAUUAAGCAGUUAAAAGGUCUGGAGUUGAUUCCAGGUGUGGCGUUUGCAUUUGGAAGCUGUUGCUGUGAACACGCAUGUGGUCAAAGGAGCUCUCAAUGGAGGUGAAACAGACCAUCCUGAGGCUGAAAAAAAAAAAGAAGAAAUCCAUCAGAGAGAUAGCAGAAAUGUUAGGAGUGGCCAAAUCAACAGUUUGGUACAUUCUGAGAAAAAAAGAGUGCACUGGUGAGCUUGGGAACUCAAAAAGGCCUGGACGUCCACGGAAGACAACAGUGGUGGAUGAUCGCAGAAUCCUUUCCAUGGUGAAGAAAAACCCCUUCACAACAUCCACUCAAGUGAAGAACACUCUUUCCAGGAAGUAGGUGUAUCAGUAUCUAAGUCUACCAUAAAGAGAAGACUUCAUGAGAGUAAAUACAAAGGAUUCACCACAAGGUGCAAACCAUUAAUCAGCCUCAAAAAUAGAAAGGCCAGAAUUGACUUUGCCAAAAAACACCUGAAGAAGCCAGCCCAGUUCUGGAACAGCAUUCUUUGGACAGAUGAGACUAAGAUCAACCUGUACCAGAAUGAUGGGAAGAAGAAAGUUUGGAGAAGAAUUGGAACAGCUCAUGAUCCAAAGCACACCACAUCUUCUGUAAAACAUGGUGGAGGCAGGGUGAUGGCAUGGGCAUGCAUGGCUUCCAAUGGCACUGGGUCACUUGUGUUUAUCGAUGAUGUGACAGACAGAAGCAGCCGGAUGAAUUCUGAAGUGUGUAGGGAUAUACGGUACUUUCUGCUCAGAUUCAGCCAAAUGCAGCAAAGUUGAUUGGACGGCGCUUCACAGUACAGAUGGACAAUGAUCCAAAACAUACUGCAAAAGCAACCCAGGAGUUUUUUAAAGCAAUGAAGUGGAAUAUUCUGCAAUGGCUGAGUCAGUCACCAGAUCUCAGCCCAAUCGAGCAUGCAUUUCACUUGCUCAAGACAAAACUUAAGGCAGAAAGACCUACAAACAAGCAACAACUGAAGACAGCUGCAGUAAAGGCCUGGCAAAGCAUCACAAAGGAGGAAACCCAGCGUUUGGUGAUGUCCAUGGGUUCCAGACUUCAGGGAGUCAUUGCCUGCAAAGGAUUCUCAACAAAAUAUUGAAAAGUAGCAUUUUACUUAGGGUUAUGUUUAUUUGUCCAAUUACUUUUGAGCCCCUGAAAUGAGGAGCGUUUGUAUAAAAAUAGCUACAGUUCCUACAUGUUUAAUCAUAUAUUUUUUCAACCCCUUGAAUUAAACCUUAAAGUCUGCACUUCAAUUCUGUUGUAGUUGUUUCAUUUCAAAUCCAAUGUGAUGGCAUGCAGAGCCCAAAUCAUGAAGAUUGUGUCACUGUCCAAAUAUUUCUGGGCUUAACUGUAUGUGGGUUUUUUCAAGUACAUAUGGGAUUUCCAACCCCCCCCCCCCCCCCUUUUUUUUUAAAGAAAAAAAUUCAGAACCCCAAAUGUGCAACUGAAUAUGUGAAACAUUAUUAUUAUUAUUAUUAUUAUCUAAGAAGUUGGUUUGAAGUUAACUGGUUUUUGACGUUAAUGAAACUGAAUGACACUGAAAUAUAAUUUAUUGAAAGAAAACAUUAUCGUUUUAGUUAAACAAGUGAGUAAGGAUACUUUAAAAUCUAACUCAGUUUUUACACAAUUUGCUAUAACUUCUCAAAUCUGGUAGGAGUUCUUUUGAGUUGUUACAUGUUCUGCCAUUUUUUUUCUUUUUUUUUCACUCCUUCCCUUCCCCUCUGGUGUGUUAUCAGGAUUUUCUCAUUUCAUUUUUACCACUACCUUGUUUUUGACCUCAGAUGCAUUAUUCUUCACUAAAUGCUGUUGAAUUGAUUUUAAAGUUAUGCUAUACUGGCUAUAGUUUUGUGAGUGGGCUGUCUUUUAAGGCUUGUGUAUUUAAUAAAAUAAAUGCUGUCCUUAUGAA
Molecule: messenger RNA, 3331 nt
Organism: Neoarius graeffei (lesser salmon catfish)
Lineage: Eukaryota; Metazoa; Chordata; Actinopteri; Siluriformes; Ariidae
Product: holocytochrome c-type synthase
Exons: 8
Coding region: 113-922 (269 amino acids)
Biological process (GO): cytochrome c-heme linkage
Cellular component (GO): mitochondrion
Molecular function (GO): holocytochrome-c synthase activity
Source: RefSeq, a predicted model, not a curated record